UCUCCCGGUUGUAAAGCUUACUGAGCUUCAGCGGAAAUACAACUACGUUCAUUUAUGAUGUUGAAAUAAAAUAAUUUGUGCAGACAAAUGUUUUACAGCUACUUAGAAACAGAUUUGUCUCGCUCAUGUUUAUGGAGAGGGUGAAACAGCUUAUUAGAGGUCCUUGUAAUGGAUGGAGCUCUUACACGAAAGCAAGAAGGCGAGCUCAUGAAACAAUACUGCUAAAUGGAAAAAAAAUACUGUUUCUCUCUCGCUCAUAUAUAAGAGAAAGAGACUAAAAGGUUGAUAUCUUGUACGAAAACAGUUACGCAAUUUAUUGCUUAUAUCUUAUUUAACAUCAAUGAACAACCGACUACUAGGAACUACCCUCGUUUUUCAAGAGGAGUUGUUUCCCUUCUAUUUCCUGUUUGUGAUAUCCGGAGCGUUACUCAAACUUGCGGUACACACAACAUCAUCGUUGGAUUUUUGUUUUCAAACAAAAGUAUCAUUAGCAGUGAGAGGAUCUAUAUCGGUGAUGUCAGAAUCCAGCAGUAGCAGUCCGAACAGUCCAUAUGAGCAGGGAGAACUGAAAUCUAGUCCAGAACAUCCCUGGAGGCAUAGCCGUGAAGAUCAUGAACAUGAAAGAUUAUCACUGUCACCACGAUCCCAGGAGGCAUUGGAUGACCUUAAUGAGGAUAAAGAGAAAAAGGAGGUGAUUGAAAUCAUGUCUGAUGAUGGCGAGGUAGAACGAGACAGUCUACACAUUAAACCACCACAAGCACAAGCUGGCAAUGUGCGAAGGGAAAAAUCCCACAAGCAUAAACAUAAGACAGAACGUCGCAGAGAGAAGCAACGGCCCCGUGACCGAGAAAGGUACAGACGUGGUGCAGACUAUCAUAGAGCAAUAGAUGCAAAAGACAGAGGAAUUCGAGGUUUUAAAGAUGCACGGGAAAUGUUGAGAGAGCGCCAGAAAGAAAAAGAAAAACGUGCCAAAGAUGUAGUUCGUGAAGAUGUAGAGAGCAAAGAAGACAGAGAACGGAAAGAGUCUUUAAAGGAGAGGGAGAGAUUAGAGGAACUGGAAAGGAAAAGGCAGCGUGAACGCAGGCUGAGAGAGGAAAGAGAGAAAGCAGACAAGCAGCGCCGUAAAGAAGAAGAAAGGCGCAUGCAGCAGCGAGGAGAAGUUACAGAUCUAGUGAGGCGUGAGAAGGCUGUUCGCAAUGACCGUGGAGCAGAUAGGCCAGAUUAUGAUCGAAAUCGUUCUAAGCUUGCACGUCGCCACCGGGGUGAUCGAGAUCGUAGUGACAUUCGUAGUCAAGAGAGGAGUAGAAGUCGUAAACAAGAGGAGGAAGAAAAAAGUCAGUCUUCCAAAGGUUUCAAUAGUGCUGGGGAAGAUCGACAAGGAUGGCGGCAGACUGAAGAAUUUCACUCAGAUGGAGAGAAACAAGCAUCUAAAGAGGAACCCAGAGAAGAAGAGGAAGAAGAAGAAGAACAGGAGGAAGAAGACGAAGAGGAUGAGAACAUGGAAGAGCCAUCAUCCCCCCAGCAUGCAGCACAUUCGGAAGAAGAGCCAGAACACAGAACACCAGAACAUGAGGACAACAACAGCAACUCUUCCGAUGAGGAGUCUGACUCUGAAAGCAGCAGAAGCUCAGGUAGCAGGUCAGAGCACAGUUCUGAAAAUGACAAAAGGAGAGUAGUUCAUGUCAGAUCCAAGUUUGACAAUGAAUCAGAAGAGGAAAGAGAAGAAGGGGAAAAGCAUUCUCAUCGCAGCCCUACGCGUUCCCCUGUCUCAGAUGACACAGAUCAUCGCAACUAUGUUGAAGACUCACCACCGCAGUCUCCAGUUGAACUUGCUGAAGAGUUACCCCCAUACUAUCCAGCCAUUCAGGGGUGUCGUAGCGUGGAGGAGUUUCACUGCCUCAACCGUAUAGAGGAGGGAACAUUUGGUGUUGUCUAUCGAGCCCGUGAUAAGAAGACAGGUGAGAUUGUGGCCUUGAAGCGGCUCAAGAUGGAGAAAGAGAAAGAGGGCUUCCCCAUCACAUCACUACGAGAGAUCAACACCUUACUGAAGGCUCAGCACACAAACAUUGUCACUGUCAGAGAGAUUGUAGUGGGUAGUAACAUGGACAAGAUCUACAUUGUCAUGGACUAUGUGGAACAUGAUCUUAAAAGUUUGAUGGAAACCCUCAAGUCUCCUUUCCUUGUAGGUGAGGUGAAAACUCUUAUGAAGCAACUCUUGCGAGCUGUUGCUCAUCUCCAUGACAACUGGAUACUGCACAGAGAUCUUAAGACCUCAAACCUGCUGCUCAGUCAUAAGGGUAUCCUGAAGGUAGGUGAUUUUGGCCUGGCUCGGGAAUAUGGCUCACCCCUGAAGCAUUAUACACCCAUUGUAGUAACAUUGUGGUACCGGGCUCCAGAACUUUUGCUGGGGACUAAAGAGUAUUCCUGUCCUAUUGACCUGUGGUCAGUUGGAUGCAUCUUUGCUGAGUUUCUCACCCUGAAAGCCUUGUGGCCAGGCAAGUCUGAAAUUGACCAGCUCAACAGAAUUUUUAAGGAUUUGGGUACCCCCAAUGAGAAGAUAUGGACAAGCUGCAUGGAACUGCCUGGCAUGAAAAAGUGCACCUUUACCAAUUACCCUUAUAACUCCUUACGCAACCGUUUCAGUUCGGUGGUUUUGUCAGACCUUGGCUUUGAUUUACUCAACAGGUUUUUGACCUAUGACCCAAAAAAGCGCAUUGAUGCCAAGACAGCCUUAGAACACAAGUAUUUUGCCGAGUCACCCUUACCAGUCGACCCUUCGAUGUUUCCAACAUGGCCAGCUCGCAGUGAACAGACUAGAGGAAAGCAUGUUAGCUCACCAAAGCCUCCAUCUGGUGGAAAAGCAUUUGCUAAACUUAUGGAUGAUGAUGAAACUCUUGCUGCUGGUUUCCAUAUGGACACUGCUGUUAAAGGUGCAUCAGCACAAGGGCAUGGAUUCCAGCUUAAGUUCUAGAGGUUUUCUGUGGCUGGCCAUAUGGAGUUGUUCCGCUGUAGCAUGUUAACUUGUUUAUGUGCAGACUGCAAGCUGCAACUUAAAUAAGUGCUUGUGACAUGAAACUGUGCAAAAAUCAGAGUAACUCUCGAAUUCUAAAGAAAGGGACACAGAUUUGUUGUUAAACAAAAUUGCAUCAAAGAGCCAGACUGAUUACUUCUCCCACAAAUGAGGUUAAAGGCUAUAUUUGAAUGUCAAGGGAGAUGUCAAGGCAGCAGUGUUUUAGAAUGAUCUUUGUGGGACUAAUGGCAUGCAUGUCAUUGAUGAGAGGUGAGGUUUUGGUGGGAGAGUAAUGAUAAGCUAAUCAUGAACUAUUUCGUUGUUCUUUCUUAGAUCAUGUGUGCAUGUGAUUAUGUUAUAUUGCAGACUGUGCAGAAACGUGAUCUCUAGAUAAGGGAAGAUAGGGCAUGAAGUGAUGAUGGUAACUGGUUCUGCUUAUCCUCAUGAUCAUUAUUUGCCUGUGUAGUGGAUAGUUUGUUCUUGCUGGCAGACCAGCUAAUCAAACCAUGUAAUGUAGACAUUCAUUCAGAUGCCAACUUUGACUAGAUAGGAGUGAAAUCUUGUUUGUGACUUGUGUUUUCUUUUCUGCUUGUAUAAUGAUAGAUAAACAAAUGCAGUAUUCACUGGUUUGUCCUGACCUGUGUUAAAACGAUGCAGAUCUUUGCAAGAGAAAAAAAAUCAACUUUAACUAUAUGAGAACGUUUGUUAUUUGUGCAACACAAACAUUUACACAAAAAUUUAGCCAUUACCAUCAGGUGCUUUUGCCAUUGCUGUACAUAACUAAGAAAUGUAAAUAGUUUCUGAAAUUAUAUUUAGUCUUUUUGAUCAUUGUUCACAAUAAAGCUUAUUGAAGAAUCAUA
Pomacea canaliculata is the source of this 3870-nucleotide messenger RNA. Its product is annotated as cyclin-dependent kinase 11B-like. The record is from RefSeq and is a predicted model, not a curated record. Lineage: Eukaryota; Metazoa; Mollusca; Gastropoda; Architaenioglossa; Ampullariidae. Gene Ontology annotation, cellular component: nucleus. Gene Ontology annotation, biological process: protein phosphorylation; regulation of mitotic cell cycle. The transcript has 17 exons. Gene Ontology annotation, molecular function: ATP binding; cyclin-dependent protein serine/threonine kinase activity. Bases 341 to 2971 code for a protein of 876 amino acids.